CCCACCAGGGGAAGGACCAGAGUGGCAGAGAGGAAGGCCAAGAGAAGCAGAGUUUGGAGGAAAGGCCAUGUUCAGACGAAAGAUGCUUCCACUUCUGCUCUUAUUCCACAUGCAGUUUUCCAAGGCCUUUCCAGUACCUUCUACAUUCCAAGAAGAGAAAAGUAUACACGUUGUUCAGAGUUACCUAGAACACUUCUACCAGUUGCCACGAAACAGCUCUAAAUUUGAAAGGAAAAAUGGCACUAGUGUGAUUGUUGAAACACUCAAAGAAAUGCAGCGAUUCUUUGGGUUGAAUGUGACUGGGAAGCCAAAUACGGAAACUCUGGAGAUGAUGCAAAAGCCUCGCUGUGGAGUGCCUGACCAUGGCGGUUUUCUGUUAACACCAGGAAAUCCCAAGUGGAAACAAACUGACCUGACCUACAGGAUUAUUAACUAUACCCCUCAACUGUCAAAGGCUGAUGUGGAAGCAGCUAUUGAGAAAGCCUUUGAAGUCUGGAGUAACGCAUCACAGCUGACCUUCACUAAGGUCUCGCAGGGAGAAGCAGACAUCAAUAUUGCUUUUGCCCAAAGAGCUCAUGGUGACAAUUCUCCAUUUGAUGGACCCAAUGGAAUCCUUGCUCACGCCUUUCAGCCAGGUCUGGGUAUUGGAGGAGAUGCUCAUUUUGAUGCAGAAGAAACAUGGACCAAAACCCCCGAAAAUUACAACUUGUUUCUUGUUGCUGCCCAUGAAUUUGGCCAUUCCUUGGGACUCUCUCACUCCUCUGACCCGGGUGCUCUGAUGUAUCCCAACUACGCUUACAGCGACACCAGCACCUACUCACUCCCUCAAGAUGACAUCAACGGCAUUCAGGCCCUCUAUGGUCUUUCAAAGAACCCUAUCCAACCAACUGGACCAAGCACACCCACAACCUGUGACCCCCGUCUGACAUUUGAUGCUAUCACCACACUCCGCGGAGAAAUAUUUUUCUUUAAAGACAAAUACUUCUGGAGAAGGCAUCCUCAGCUACGAACAGUAGAACUCAAUUUUAUUUCUCUAUUCUGGCCAAAACUGCCGAGUGGUAUACAGGCUGCUUAUGAGGAUUAUGACAGAGACCUAGUUUUCCUAUUUAAAGGCAACCAAUACUGGGCCCUGAGCGGCUAUGACAUUCAGCAAGGCUAUCCCAAGGAUAUCUCAAACUAUGGCUUUCCAAGCAGUGUCCGAGCAAUUGAUGCAGCUGUUUCCUACAGCUCAAAAACAUACUUCUUCAUAAACAACCAGUUCUGGAGAUAUGAUAACCAAAGACAAUCUAUGGACCCAGAUUAUCCCAAAAGCAUAGCAAGUACCUUUCAAGGAAUAGAAAGUAGAAUUGAUGCAGUUUUCCAGCAAAAUAACUUCUUCUUUUUCUUCAGUGGACCAAGAUAUUAUGCAUUUGAUAUUAAUGGUCAUAGAGUCACUAGGGUUGACAGAAGUAUUAGAUGGCUUAAUUGUAGAUAAAGUUGAAGUGAAAUCAAGUGUAUCUAUAUCCAUUUUCUGAAUAUAAAA
Pteropus alecto (black flying fox) is the source of this 1522-nucleotide messenger RNA. It is a transcript of the gene MMP8, whose product is annotated as matrix metallopeptidase 8. NCBI's taxonomy places the organism in Eukaryota, Metazoa, Chordata, Mammalia, Chiroptera, Pteropodidae. Gene Ontology annotation, molecular function: zinc ion binding; metalloendopeptidase activity. The transcript is spliced from 10 exons. Bases 68 to 1474 code for a protein of 468 amino acids. The record is from RefSeq and is a predicted model, not a curated record. Gene Ontology annotation, biological process: collagen catabolic process; proteolysis; extracellular matrix organization. Gene Ontology annotation, cellular component: extracellular matrix.